Neltuma alba is the source of this 681-nucleotide messenger RNA. Its product is annotated as serine/threonine receptor-like kinase NFP. Lineage: Eukaryota; Viridiplantae; Streptophyta; Magnoliopsida; Fabales; Fabaceae. The transcript has a single exon. The coding region runs from base 1 to 681 and encodes 226 amino acids. The record is from RefSeq and is a predicted model, not a curated record.
AUGAUGCAACCCGACACCACCGGCUACCAGUGCUCCGCUAACCAGACUGGCUCCGGCUACCCGUGCCGGACCUACGCCUUUUACCGAGCUUCAGCUCCUAAUUUCCUCGACCUCGCCUCCAUUGGUGUCCUCUUCUCCGUUAGUGGUUCCAUGAUUGCAGAAGCAAGCAACAUUUCUCCUCCUAAUUCAACUUUAGCCCCAAACCAACCCCUCUUCGUUCCUUUAUCUUGCUCCUGCAACUUCAUCAACUCAACCUUCGGUGCCAUCUCCUACGCCAAUCUCUCCUACACCAUCAAGAAAGGAGACACGUUCUACCAAGUCUCCUCGUUUAGCUACAGGAACCUCACGACCUACCAAUCCGUAGAAGUCGUGAACCCCACCCUCGUCCCGGAGAAUUUGACGAUCGGUGUUAGCGCCGUGUUCCCUGUGUUCUGCAAGUGCCCUAACACGAUGCAAUUGCGAAACGGAGAGAACAUCCUGAUUUCCUACGUGGUUCAACCGAAUGAUGACGUAUCGUCGAUCGCCACCAUGUUUGGAUCAAAACCGCAGUCAAUAAUUGAUGCUAACCGUAAAAAUUUCCGAGAAUUUGACACUAUCUUCGUUCCGGUGUCGCGAUUGCCGGUGCUGAAACAGCUUCCGGUUAACACUUCGGCGCCGCCGGCUUCGUCCCCUGCCGCAUGA